Messenger RNA from Hemibagrus wyckioides, 4319 nucleotides. RefSeq names its product inositol polyphosphate-4-phosphatase type II B (gene inpp4b). NCBI's taxonomy places the organism in Eukaryota, Metazoa, Chordata, Actinopteri, Siluriformes, Bagridae. The record is from RefSeq and is a predicted model, not a curated record. Gene Ontology annotation, molecular function: phosphatidylinositol-3,4-bisphosphate 4-phosphatase activity. The coding region runs from base 316 to 2631 and encodes 771 amino acids. The transcript has 19 exons. Gene Ontology annotation, cellular component: cytoplasm.
GAGGGAAGGUAGGAGCGAGCCGGUGCAGUGUACGCUGGCUGCCUGACUGACAGGAAAGAGAUUGAUGGAUAGAGCCGUGCAGCGUACAUAACACCAGUUCUCCUCUACCUCGUCUUCUUCUUCUUCUUCUCUUCAUCUUUCUCUCCUCCAUCUGUUCUUCCCCUCGCUCCAGGACCCCUCCCUCAGUGCAUCUAUUUUUCCUCCACGGCGCUCCAUGCUGGCAGAGGGAAUUCUCUAAGUCAAGCUCUUUAGCACUGUUUCCUCAGUGCGCUGGGAAUUCUGUCACAAGGGAUUGGAUUCAUUGGGAACUGUGGGAUGGCAGCGAUUGAGGCAGACAGUCUGGCAAGAGGAGCCACGGCAGCUGUCUGUCCAUCUCAUCCUGGUUUAAUCCUAAGUGUCCCAAGAAUCCCACACCUGGAGUUCUGCCUUGCAUGUAGAGAGCUGCUGGCAGAGUUCAAGGACAGGAAGCCCAACGCGCUGGUGCAGGUGGCUGUGCUGGAUGCUCACGAGCAGGGAAUCAUCGCGUAUGCCUGCACAGAGGUGGUGGAGGGAACAAGAGAUCCUGUGUUCCUGACUGGUGUGAGCUUGUCGCCCGAUUGGCCCGUCUACGAGGACAGCCUCAUCAAGCUCAGCGUCUAUGAUGUGAAGGACAAGCACCACCAGAUGAGCAGUUUCCUGGGCAGUGCUAGCUUCUCCGUAGCUGACCUAAUCAAGUCAAAGGACCAGCAGCUUUCUCUCAGCCUAAGAACGGCAGAUGAUUCGGCUGCUGUGGGGACGGUGGUCGUGUCUCGCCUGAAGAUGGGAGAGAUCGAGGAUGGCGGUGUGGAUCACAUUGCCACUGAUGCACACCAGAAGUGCACCCUGGUGUGUGAGCCGCACGGGACCACGAAUGACAAGGAUAACGGGCCACUGAUGAAUGCAGUGUUUAAGAACCCGGUGUGUAAAGUGUACAGGUUCCAGACCACAGACAGUAAGUGGAUGCUGGUGAGGGAGCAGAUGGCUGAGUGCACUUUGUCCUUCAGCAUCCCCAUCCAGCUCCUCAGACUCUUCAUUCAGGAGGACAGAAACAGGAUCCAGGAGCUGAACAAUCUGGGUGAGCUCUCGCCACACUGGGACAACCUGAGGAGAGACGUCAUCACUCGCUACAGCCAUCUUAUCAAAACCUAUCAGGACACACUCGCUGAGCUGGAGAAGUUCACUGGUCCUUCGUUCAAGCCGAGCUGCAGCAAGGCGCAGAAAUACCUGGAGUUCAUUCCCAUUAAUCUGCACACACAGCGCAUGAGGGUGAUGUGUCCUAGGAAGACAGAUGCCUUCUACGAUGUGAUCACAGUCGGAGCUCCAGCCGCUCACUUCCAGGGCUUCAAGAACGGAGGCCUUCAGAAGCUGCUCAGCCGAUAUGAAGCAGACAAGAAGAGCUACAGUACGGCAUAUCAGUGCAUCUACUACUCUCCAGAGCACACAGCCAAGGCAAGAGAGAUCCUGAGCGUUGUGUCCCAGCUUCAGCCCCUCAUCUGCAGCCUGGCCGAGCGCCUGCUCCAACAAGCCCAGCAACGCUGCAGCCACAGCCUCCGGGAGGCUCUCAAGAGUCUGGAGGAAAAGACGGAGCAGUUUGUGCAUUCUCUGAAGGACGAGUUGGUGAAGAAUGCUCUCUUCGCACUCCACGCAGCACGACCCGGUUACAUGAACAAGAGCCAGAUUUCAAGCCAACCCGAUACACACCUAACCCAAACCGUGACCUCGGACCAAAACCAGAGCCGCGAGCCGAACGUCGUCAUCUGCAACAACGUGUCCGGAUCUCAGACGCCCCCCAAAAACGAAGCUCGUCAACAACAAGACCUCCCCCACCACAAGGAGUACGACGAGGAGGAAUGGGACAGGGUGUGGGCCAACGUGGCCAAAGGUCUGAACUGUGUCAUCGCCAUGGUGGAUAAACUUCAGGAGCAGGACAACAACAACCAGGAGUCUGCUCCUGACCAGGCGCUCGCUGAUGUCAUCACCUCCCACAGUCCCGCCAAAUGUCCUGCAGCAGAUCCUGCAAAAGUCUUCAACCCCAAACAUGUUGCAUGUUGGGAAACAUCACCACUGCUCACAUCCUCCAGACAUGAUGAGAUGAAGAUGAGAGCGAAGACAACACCCAAAUUCACUGCAGACUGGAGGGAGCAGCUCAGCCCUUUGGUGGUGGCGCUGAAGGACUGUGUAAACGAGGUGGCAGACCGAGCGAGCAAGUCCAUGAGUUUUGUUCUCCUCCAGGAGGCAGCGUGCAGCACACCAUCCGGCCUCCAGCUCCAACAGAGACGUGACACUGUAUUCAGCCAAGCGUUGGCUGCACUAGCCUGUGGUUUUAUCAUGCGGCUGUACUCUGGAAUAGAGGAUAAGGGCUUCAUCAGGCAACUGCACACAGUUGGAGUGGUGGCCCAGUUUGAGAGCUUGCUCAGUACAUACAGUGAGGAGAUAGGAAUGCUGGAGGAUAUGGAGGUGGGAAUUUCCGAUCUACAGAGAGUCACUUUCAAAAUUACAGAGGCCGCUUCUGAUGACCCCAGCAAUCUGCAGCCGAUUGUCAGUGGCAGACGAGGUUGGGGUCAGAGUGCAGGAUCAGCCAUGAGACAGCACCCCUGGAUCAGAGAGGGUUAAGGCCCUUUCUUAAGGGCCCGACAGUGGCAACUUGGCUGUGCUGGGGCUUGAGCCCUUGUGUGUGUGUGUGUGUGUGUGUGUGUGUCCUCAUUCUACAUGUGACACUUUUAUGGGCUAAGGCUGUUAAGCUGCUAGGAGUUCUCAUUAUAGUCUUAAUGUUCAUUCCAGUCUUUCAAGAGCUCAACUGGAGUUUCUUAGAGGUAAAGCUCUGUGGUUUAAGAGAUGGAGUUCAAAUAAAUGUGGACGUUAAUCUUAAAAGAAACUGAAUUUCUUCAUUAUUUUUAUUGGACUCACUGCUUCUAUUAACUAUUGACUCACAAGCAAGUCACUGCAGUUCUGAACAGCAUCUAUCAUAAGCUCUUCUAAUCCUGGUUCAUCUGAAUUUGUUGAACAGUGUUGCUUUCCCCAACAGCAUAUUUAUCACUGUUCCUGUGCAUGUCCAAGAGCUAUUACGUCUUUGUUUUGUUUUAGCACGUUAUGUUGAAAUAUCCUCAGUGUUUCCGGAUUGGACUGAAAACAUGCCUAUUUCAAAAAAAAAAAUACCAGCCCGAAAUGCAUACUGUGAUAACUAAUCCAAUAGCAAACAGAAAACCCAAAACAAAUGGGUUAAUGCACUAUUUAGACACACUGUUGGCUACCUGUAUACGUUUUAUUUAAUUAUCAAACAUGACAUCAGAAUAAUAGAGUAUAAACACACUUGGAUGGGGUCAGAGCCCAGGGGCAGAUAUGAUACAGCGCCUCUGGAGCAGGGAGGGUUAAGGGCCUUGCUCAAUUGCCAACAGUGGAGCUUGGUGGUGCUGGGGCUUGAACCCCGAUCCUCCGAUCAACAGCCCAGAGCCUUAAUCACUGGAGCCACCACUUCCCUAUGAUGCUGCCACUUUGUUAUGAUGAUGAUUAAAAAAAAACACUUACAGCUUUGCUAAUAACUUUGUGAUAUUAGUUUAACGAGUACAAUGAUUACAACAACACGCCAAUGAGGAUUGAAAUCUGAUUGGACAGGACUCUCUUUAACCUUACUGGCUAAACUGAACCAUAUUAUAGAUAUAAAACAUCAACAUUACAUAUUAUACUUUAUUGUAAAGUAGGUUUGAAUGGAAAAUUAAUAAAAUGUCAUGGUUAUUGUCGAAAAUAAAAACCCGCCAGUUGCACCCAAAACCAGCCUAAAUUUUAUCAACUCGCCAAAUACAUUUUUUCCCGGUUAAACUUGACCAAAAGGAGCCCGAUUGGAUGGGAACCUGCCCAAUCUGACAACACUGAAUAUCUCGCUGUCGUGAUUGUACUACAACAAGGAUUUCACGCGAGGAUGUCUCUUCUUUCUAUUUUUAACAAAUAAACGCCAGACAGUUUUCUUCUGGUUAAUGAGGUCGAUUUGGGUGUAACAUAGCAUGAAUUAGCUGCAGUAUUAAUUACGUUCAUUAAUGCUAUUAAAGUUCCAAACUCUCAGUGCCGGUCCCAAGCCUGGGUUAAAAUCCGGCGUAAAAACCUGUGCCGAAGUGGCACACGAGGCCCGAAUGAUCCGAAAUAGGGAGCGACCCCAAAUAGCAGGGAUCGGCCGAAAGAACAUCAAUGAUAUUAAAAUUCUGAGAGUGUAUGUGUGCAUGCUGUACAUGCAUGUGUGUGAGAGAGAGGAAGAAAAGCAUCCGAUACACUACACCACCUAGAAUCCGGUGUCAUCUGAUUGGCUCAUA